CGGCGGGCGUCAUACGGCCUCUUCGGUCGCUGCUCGGGCGGUGGCUUCGGGCAGCCUCGGCCCAACUCGGGCAGCCUCUUCGGGCCCCGCUUCGGGCUCGGCGCUUGGCGCUUCGGGCGGUCCCGGACGGCGCCUUCGGGCGGACUCGGCGGAGUCCGUAUGGAGGACUCGGACUCGGCGGCAAAACAGCUGGGCCUGGCCGAGGCGGCAGCGGUGGCGGCCGCGGCCGCUGUAGCGGCGGCGGCCGCGGCCGCAGCGGAAAGCGAGGCGGAGGAGCCGGUGUUAAGCAGAGACGAGGACUCGGAGGAGGACGCGGACUCCGAGGCGGAGCGCGAGACGCGGCGGGUCACGGCUGUGGCGGUGAUGGCGGCCGAAUCUGGGCACAUGGAUAUGGGUACCGAGGCUCUGCCCAGCCCCGAUGAGGCUGCCGCCGCCGCCGCCUUCGCAGAAGUGACUACAGUGACCGUGGCAAAUGUGGGGUCCUCAGCAGAUAAUGUCUUCACAACGUCAGUGGCGAACGCGGCAUCCAUAUCAGGGCAUGUCCUGUCUGGUAGGACAGCCCUGCAGAUCGGGGACAGCCUGAACACUGAGAAAGCCACACUAAUAGUUGUACACACAGAUGGGAGCAUUGUGGAGACCACGGGGCUGAAGGGCCCAGCAGCACCUCUUACCCCAGGUCCUCAGUCUCCUCCUACCCCACUGGCACCUGGCCAGGAGAAAGGUGGCACCAAGUACAACUGGGACCCUUCGGUGUAUGACAGUGAGCUGCCCGUGCGCUGUCGUAACAUCAGCGGCACCCUGUACAAGAGCAGGCUUGGCUCAGGUGGGCGGGGCCGAUGUAUCAAGCAGGGGGAAAACUGGUACAGCCCAACUGAGUUUGAAGCCAUGGCAGGAAGGGCGAGCAGCAAGGACUGGAAGAGAAGCAUCCGCUAUGCAGGCAGACCCCUGCAGUGCCUCAUCCAGGAUGGUAUUCUGAACCCCCACGCUGCCUCCUGUACCUGUGCUGCCUGUUGUGAUGACAUGACUCUAAGUGGCCCAGUCAGGCUCUUCGUCCCUUACAAAAGACGCAAGAAAGAGAAUGAGCUGCCCACAACUCCAGUUAAGAAGGAUUCCCCCAAGAACAUCACGCUGCUCCCCGCCACGGCAGCCACCACCUUCACUGUGACACCCUCAGGACAGAUCACUACCUCUGGAGCACUAACCUUUGACCGAGCGUCCACUGUAGAGGCCACUGCUGUCAUCUCUGAGAGCCCAGCCCAAGGUGAUGUCUUUGCAGGAGCCACAGUGCAAGAGGCAGGUGUGCAGCCCCCCUGCAGGGUUGGCCACCCUGAACCCCACUACCCUGGCUAUCAGGACAGCUGCCAGAUUGCGCCGUUUCCAGAAGCUGCAUUGCCAACAUCACAUCCCAAAAUUGAAGCCGGUGGUGAUGUGGGAUUCCCCUCUGCAUGCUGUGGGCCUAAGUCACAGUGGCCUGAAAUUGUUGAUUGCUGGCUUUGUGGUGACUGUGUGCCUUAUCCAGUUCACGUCCUGACGUCCCUGCCUGCCUUGGCUGUGCCACCCUCCACCCCCACCAAAGCUGUCUCUCCCACCGUGGUCAGCGGGCUGGAGAUGUCAGAACAGCGGAGCUGGCUGUACCUGGAAGAGAUGGUCAACUCCUUGCUCAGCACAGCCCAGCAGCUGAAGACACUGUUUGAACAAGCCAAGCAGGCGAGCUCAUGCAGGGAGGCUGCUGUGACGCAGGCAAGAAUGCAGGUUGAUGCAGAGCGAAAAGAGUCCUGUGUCAACUGUGGCCGGGAGGCCAUGAGUGAGUGUACCGGCUGCCACAAGGUGAACUACUGCUCCACAUUCUGCCAGCGCAAGGACUGGAAAGACCAUCAGCACGUCUGUGGCCAGUCAACAUCUGUCACUGUCCAGGCUGAUGAAGUCCAUGUUGAAGAAAGUGUAAUAGAAAAAGUUGCUGUUUGAGCCAGGCCGCUCCCUGCUCUGCUCUGAGGCCAUCACAGGCCAAGGCCCUCUCAUGACUAUGGGGGCUGCUGAGAAGUGGGGCCAUGGGAAACUUGCCGGACAAGUUAUUAACAAACAGACUGUGCCCUUGGAAUGAACUCCUGCCAGAGACCAAGGAAUGCUGGUGACUUUCAGAAUGGGGCACUCCGCCACAGCCCAGGGCCCUUGACCUAUCACGGUGCUCUUUCAUCCCUGGAUCAUGAGUGUCCCGUUCCCCUUGGGGGUGCCCUAUGCCACUUGUACAUAUCUGUCAUAUCUGUUAAUAAGGUUGUAAAUAAAGCUCCCAUCCCCCACCUGGAUGGCGCUGUUACAAA
This is a messenger RNA of Arvicola amphibius (Eurasian water vole), 2318 nucleotides long. RefSeq names its product DEAF1 transcription factor (gene Deaf1). Gene Ontology annotation, molecular function: DNA-binding transcription factor activity, RNA polymerase II-specific; DNA binding. Gene Ontology annotation, cellular component: nucleus. The record is from RefSeq and is a predicted model, not a curated record. The coding region runs from base 160 to 1965 and encodes 601 amino acids. Gene Ontology annotation, biological process: regulation of transcription by RNA polymerase II. NCBI's taxonomy places the organism in Eukaryota, Metazoa, Chordata, Mammalia, Rodentia, Cricetidae. The transcript has 13 exons.